CAAGGACUUACCGAGGCACCUUUAGGGAAGUGUUCCAUUUUUAUAUAAAUUCAUGUUUUGGUAGUCGCGAAUGAAUCCGAAAAACUGGGACCCUUCGGUGGCUUUGAAGGAGCGUUAAUAGGGACAACUGAGUGAUGGACAGCUGACUGCAUAGAUCACACCUGUACCUGUUGAGAAGUGCACACCUGUCCUCUCCUUGCUAGCUGCAAUGACAGCGGCUGAGAAGUCUAAAGAGAAGAGGCUCAGCAUCAUGACCCUGAAAGUAUUGGCGAUGGUGACAGUGGUUUCUAUGCUGUGUAUAUAUGGAGUGCGUGAUGUUGCUUUGGCAGCCAUGAGCCCAACCACCGCUUCCCAGGCGCAAGACAUCUACAGGGCUGAGAACAAAGGCAGAGAGGAAGCAACGCAGGGACAGAAAUUUGUAGAGCAGCCAGAAUCUUUCAAAGGCUCUGUCUUGGAGCCUUCAACCUGUGGCAUCCCUCCGGACAGCCGCUUUGAUUGUGCCCCAGAAAAGCUCAUCUCUCAAGAAGAAUGUCAGGCUCGGGGCUGCUGCUACGUCCCUGUUUCUUUCCUGGAUUCUGCCAUUGGGAGGCCGUGGUGCUUUUUCCCUCCCAACUAUCCCAGUUACAAGAUGAAAAACCUGACUGCUACUGAAACCGGCUAUGCCGCCCACUUGACCCGGGAUACACCCACUUUCUUCCCAGAUGACAUCAUGAAGUUGCAACUGGACGUGAUGUUUGAGACGGAGGGUAGGCUUCACUUCAGGCUUAAAGAUCCAGCCAACAAACGCUUUGAAGUUCCUUUGGAAACCCCCCAAGCGAGCAGCCAGGCAUCCUCAACUCUCUACUCUGUUAGUUUCUCUGCGGAUCCCUUUGGCCUUAUUGUCGUCCGGAAAUCCAGUGGGCAAACACUGCUCAAUACCACAGUGGCACCCUUAUUCUAUGCUGAUCAGUUCCUACAGAUCUCUUCCUCCCUACCAUCAGGCUUCAUCUCUGGACUGGGUGAGCAUUUGACCUCGCUCCUCCUCAACGUCAGUUGGACCAAGGUCACCCUCUGGAAUCGGGACAUAGCACCUGUGCCUUCUGCCAAUUUGUAUGGCUCACACCCUUUCUACCUGGCAUUGGAAGAGGGAGGCUUGGCCCAUGGAGUCUUUUUGCUGAACAGCAAUGCCAUGGAUGUGAUUCUGCAGCCCAGUCCAGCCGUAACGUGGAGAACAAUUGGGGGGAUCCUGGAUUUCUAUAUCUUCCUUGGCCCAGAUCCAAAGAGUGUGCUGCGCCAAUAUAUGGAUGUCAUUGGGUACCCCUUCAUGCCCCCAUAUUGGGCUCUGGGAUUCCAUCUCUGUCGCUGGGGAUAUGUCUCCACGGCCGUUACCCAGGAAGUGGUAAAGAACAUGACAGCAGCACAGUUUCCCCUGGAUGUGCAGUGGAACGACCUGGAUUAUACUGACGCGAAGAGAGAUUUUACCUUCAAUAAGGACAAGUUCAAAGAUAUGCCAAAUAUGGUGCGCGAUUUCCACCACGAUGGUCGGAGGUAUGUCAUGAUUGUGGAUCCAGGUAUCAGCAGCUCCAGCCCGUCUGGCAGUUACAAACCUUAUGAUGAGGGCCUGAAACAAAAUGUCUUCAUCUUAAAUGCAACAGGGCAGCCUCUGAUUGGGAAGGUUUGGCCAGGUUUCACUGCCUUCCCUGACUUCACCAACCCACGGGCUCAGCAGUGGUGGCAUGACAUGGUGAAGGACUUCCAUGACCAAGUGCCCUUCGACGGCAUGUGGAUUGACAUGAAUGAGCCGUCCAAUUUUGUGGAAGGUUCCUUGGAGGGUUGUCCCAACAACAAACUUGAAAACCCCCCUUAUGUGCCAGGUGUUCUGGGAGGGUCCCUGAAGACACACACUCUCUGUGCUUCCAGUAAGCAAUACUUGUCCUCCCAUUAUGACCUACACAAUCUGUACGGGCUGAUGGAGGCCAUAGCUUCACAUGAUGCUUUAGUGAAAGUACGAGGGAAGCGCCCAUUUGUGAUUUCCCGUUCCACCUUUGCCAGCCAUGGUCGCUAUGCUGGCCACUGGACUGGAGAUGUUGCAAGCACCUGGGAACAUUUAUACUACAGCAUCCCAGCGGUGCUACUGUUUAAUCUCUAUGGCGUACCAUUGGUUGGAGCUGACAUUUGUGGCUUUGCGGGUAACACUUCAGAAGAGCUGUGUGUGCGCUGGACACAACUAGGUGCUUUCUAUCCCUUCAUGCGAAACCACAAUGACCAUAAAAACAGGCCCCAGGAGCCGUACGCCUUCAGUGAAGCAGCCCAGAGGGCCAUGAGGAGAGCCCUUCUCCUGCGCUACUCCCUGCUUCCCUACCUCUACACGCUCUUCCACAAGGCCCACUCUGCAGGAGACACGGUUGCCCGCCCGCUCUAUCUGGAGUUCCCAGAAGACCCCAAUACGUGGAACAUCGACCGGCAGUUUAUGUGGGGAGCAGCACUCCUCAUCACCCCUGUAUUGGAGGCAGGGAAGGCCAAAGUCAGUGGCUACUUUCCUUUGGGCACGUGGUAUAACCCUCUGGAUGGAUCCACCAUUCACAGCAAGGGGCAGUGGAUUCUCUUAUCAGCUCCACUUGACACAAUCAAUGUGCACAUACGGGCAGGAUACGUCGUGCCAUUGCAGGAGCCUGCCUUAACAACCACAGAGUCCCGCACAAAGGGGAUGACCCUGGGCGUGGCUUUGACGUCAGAAGGGGUGGCUAGAGGUGACCUGUUCUGGGAUGAUGGUGAAGGACUGCUGACUUUUGAUAAGGGCGACUAUACACAGAUCCUCUUUCUGGCAAGAAACGGCAUGCUGGUCAAUGAGAUGGUGAAGCUGAAUAGCCAAGUUGAUGGGCUGCUGCUGCAGAAAGUGAUGGUAAUGGGUGUCCCCAGCCCUCCUCGUUACGUCUUGGCAAACGGCAUCCCCGUUGCAGACUUCUCUUACCGCUUAGACACCAAGCUCCUUAACAUCUCCCUUUCUCUGCUGAUGGGGGAGCGAUUUGUCAUCACCUGGUCCUGAGCCGAGAAGGAAAGCUCAUCGAUUUUGCAGAACCACAACGAGAAAUGGAAAAACUAGUGAUAAAUGCACAAUGUUAUCUUUGCACAACACUGGGGUUGUCUUGAUGAUUUAUCUGAGGACGCUUCCUCUAGAAGCAGGACCGUUUCUCCUGGAGAAAGAGCCCGAAGUUUCAUUUAAGCAAGAUGCUUGACCGCUCCGGGUCUGAAUACGACUGAGCUGUUCUACCACGACACCAUUUUCUUGUGCCGCUCUUGUAAUGUUCAUACUUUUCUGGGAGACAAAAAUCCCGGAAAAGGAAGAUGGGUGCUGUUCUGGUGUAGUGGGGGGGGGGGAAGAACCAGGUGCAAGGUGAAUAGAUUUAUUAAAAUUUUGUAGACCCCUAUGUGUUUCAUACAAAAGCUUCAUCAGGGGAUCUUCUAGGCGAUAUUUUAAGUGUCACCUUGAACAAUGCUGUGUGACCAGGGCUCCCUUAAUGGUAUUCCCAGAUCUAGGAUUAAGUAGAAAGUGCAGAAGCAGAAGGCCGUCCUGUUGAUGUGUGCCAUAUUUGUUAUCAUGUUCCGUUUCUCUUGGAAUCAAGGGCCGGUCUCCUGUUGGCUACAUCGAUCAUGGAUUGAGCUCUGAAGCAUUAAGGGAAAUGGAAGGGGUGCUGCGUUGGAGUAGGAGUAGAAGUCCCCACGGAAGAACUACAAUAUUUCAAAACAAUCAAAUCAUGCAUUUCACAGCAAUGGUUUUUUUUCCUUUUAAAGUUCAGUGCAGCCUCGGGAUGGGAUGGGGAACAGUUAAAAGCAUGCUGCUGAUUCAGUUAAUGCCAAAUAUUCCUAUUUUCAGGAAGGGGCUUCCUGCGUAGAAGCAGGUUGUCUGCUGCAAAAGCAGUUCUUACCAAGAAGAAAAAGACCCACCCCUGUUGAGGCAAGGUGGAAAGAGACCGUUGCAGCAGUAACUUGGCGGGGGGGGGGUGUGUCUUUAUUUUUUAAAUGUGCGGUGUAUUCUCAGUACUGAUCAGAAGUGGCGUGAUUUUCCAAUAAAGAGUUUUCCUGAA
Molecule: messenger RNA, 4064 nt
Organism: Eublepharis macularius
Lineage: Eukaryota; Metazoa; Chordata; Lepidosauria; Squamata; Eublepharidae
Gene: GAA
Product: alpha glucosidase
Exons: 20
Coding region: 209-3025 (938 amino acids)
Biological process (GO): lysosome organization; glycogen catabolic process
Cellular component (GO): lysosomal membrane
Molecular function (GO): carbohydrate binding; alpha-1,4-glucosidase activity
Source: RefSeq, a predicted model, not a curated record